AUGGCAACCCCAAAUACAGCACACAACCUGAAACAGUUAGCAAUUGGCGUUCCAAUUCAGUCAGUCAUCAAAAUUAAGCCUAAUGCAGGCUAUUUUCGAGAAGACUUAAAAGUAACAGGAACUAAGAUCGGUGUUCUAGAUGCAAAUAAUCGGGUUCGUGAAGAAUUCGAAUGCGGGGAUAUUUAUGAUGGCGGAGCUCCUCUCUACAAAAUCUUCGAAAAUUCUUGCCAAGCUUAUUUAGGCGCAAUUCUUGAAGGAGUCAAUGUAGGAAUUGUAAGCUUUGGGACAACAGGAUCAGGCAAAACCUUCAAUCUCGAAGGCGAAGGCUCAGAUUCCGGCUUGAUCCACUACUUUGUUCAGUCUCUAUUCGAAUCUCUAGACGAAAAAAAGUACAAACUCAACCAAGGGCGGCCUUCUUCAGGGAGCUCACAAGCUUAUUCUUACUCAGUCAGAAUUCGUUACUUGGAAAUCGUCGAUGAGGAAAUCUCUGACUUAUUGAUCCAGUCAAAUUCAAGAAUCCUGGGAACUCUGCAUAUUGUGCAGAGCGAAUGAGAAGGUCCAGCAGUAAAAAAUGCAAGCUGACUCCAAUGCAAUAGUUCUCACGAGCUUAUUGAUAUGUUUACAUUGGCCAGAAGAAAUAGAACCCAGGCGACAAAUGAAUUCGGGCCUCUAACUCCCCCUCCGUGAGCAAAAAAAACCAUUGGAAAAUUCCCUAUUUUUUGCCCCUUCGUGAGCAAACACAAGUUUUUUUUAAUAGAAAAAUUUUUUAUGAAAAAAUAAAAUUGAUAAAUAAAUGAUAAUUAUUAUAAUGAAAACUCUAGUUAAUUCUAUUUCAUUUAAAUAGCUUAUAUUUUAAAACAUAAAUUUUUUAAAUUAAAUUUAUUUUUGUUUCUCAAUAUUGGAAUUUUUUUCAAUUUUGGAAAUAAAAUGUUUUAUAAAAUUUAUAUAUAUAAGUUAUUUUUAAAAAAAAAUUAACCCCCCCUCCAAAAGCGAACAAAAUUUUUUGUUCCUUCACAGAGGGAAAGUGAGUAAGUGAUAAAGCAACCACUUUUUUCACGGUUGAGAUUUUGCAGAUUGCGGUGGACCAGGUCACAAAGGAGACAAAUGUAUUGGUUUCUCGGCUGAACUUUGUAGACCUGCCUGGGAUGGAAAAACUGAAUGAAGACGCUGAGACCUUAAGAAUUCGUGAAGGAAAUACAUUGAACAAAGCAGUUCUAGCUAUAGGAGAGCUAAUUCGAAAUGUCAGUCAAGAUAAAGAAGACUAUAUCAGAUAUGACGGGUCUAACGUGGCCCAUCUGCUUAAAGACAUCUUUGCAGGCAAUUGCUUGUCAAUGUGCUUGACUUGCUUGCAAUAUGGAGACAAUAUUGGGUCUUUGCUCGUGCUUAAUUAUAUGAAAAUGCUGAAGGCCACUAUAAAUUUCCCAGUAGUCAAUGACAGCCGACAAAUAGGACUACUAAGGAAAUACAGAAUUGAGAUUAUGAACCUGAUGAACCAAAUUAGCCUCCUCAGCGUCUCAGCUUUAGGCUCAGGGCAAAUUACAGACUUAGAAAAGCAGCUUAUUGAUGGGAACUUGCACAAGCUGAGAAUUGCUGACGAAAAAUCACAGCUGAUUCUGAGGAUGAGAGAUCUAAAAGCCGCGUAUAACAAAUUAAUCAAAGAAAAAGCAGAUCUGCAAGAAGAAUUGAUCAAAUCAGAAGAGGCAAGGCUAGAUAUCGGAAAAGCCCUUAUUGAGCUGCAGAUGGAAAACGCAAAGCUGCAACAUGAAAUGGGGAAAGGAGAUCUUGAUGUGAACUCCAAGGUGCUUUAUGCAGAGAAUGAAGUCCUUGCUGCCAAUAUGAAGCAAGAAAAAGCGUUGCAGGCUAUUAACGAAAUGCAAGAAAAGCUAAAAAAAGUGCUGGAAGAAAAAAGAGACCUGGAGAUAGAGUUUGUAGCCCUUAAAACAAAUUAUUUGAAUUUAUCGAAUGAAUUUAAUGAAGAAAAGGUCAGAAACGAAAAUCUGAGUUUAGAAAUAAUCAACUUAGCAAAUGAAAAUAAGGCCUUAAGAGCCGAUUCUGAUGCCUAUGCAAAAAUCAAAGGAAAUAUCUCAUUAGAGCAAAAUAAACUACUUUCAGAACUGGAAAAACUUGGAAAAUUAAACAGAGAGCUCGAAGAUUCUCUGCUGGAUGCCAAAGCUGAAGUUGAGAGACUCAAGUCCGAGUUGAUCAAGUACGAUUUAAAUGCUGAAAUGCAGCAAGUUGACUUCGAUAACCGCAAAGUUGAGCUGGAAAGAGGCUAUAUUGAUGCUGACCGAAAGAGAGACAAGCAAAUGAACAAGAAAAUAAAUGAAACUGAGAAUAAAGUAGGCCAAUUGGUCCAACAAAACGAUAUGAACUUUUCAGAUAUCGUUUCUGUCACCAGACAACUAAAAAUAGCUCAACGAAAGGUGGCAGAGCUAGAAGAGCUCUUAAGUGACUACCAAAACCAUGACAAUUUGAUGACCAGCGAGAAUCAAAGGCUUCAUCUGCAAAUUGAUGACAUGAGAGCCAAUUUCAGAGCAAAACUCAUUAAGACUAUGAAAGAAGGGGUUGAUCCUUUGGACAACAGGGUGACCAAUGCAAGAGAAGAAAUGAUAAGGUCUUAUAACGAGCAAGAAGCAGAACUGAGAGAAAAACUUAAUAAAGAAUUGGCCGAAAGUGACCACAAAAACAAAAUAAUCAGAGGACUCAAAGCGUAUGCGAGGAACUUGAAGAGCUUGGCUGAGGACUGGGCUCCUCUAGGCCAACCAAUACCGCAAGUCUUGGUGGCUCCACCUCCAAUUCUGUUGGAAGAUGAAGACAGGCCUAUUGCUCAAAGAGCACUAAAUCAGGAACUAGAAAAGCUGACUCCCCCCCUUUAAAUUGGAAACAAAAUAUAGGUAAAAUUUCCACUUUUUUUGGUAAAUUAACCCCCUUUAAAUUAGAACUAAAUUUAAUUUUAUAAUAAAAAAUUAUAUAUAAUUUUUAUCUAAAAAGUUUUGAUAUAAGUUAAAUGUUUCUUCUUAACUAAAAUUCAAAAUUUAGUUAUAUCUUGCUCUUUUUUAAAGAAGAGAGUAUAAAGAGCAUCUUAUUUAAAUAAAUUUAUUAUCCUUAAUUGCUAAAUUUUAAAAAAAAAAUUAAAUUUAUUAUUUUUAAAAAUUUUUUAUUUUUUUGAUAAAAAUGAUAUUUUUAUUUAAAUAGUUUUGAUAUAAAUUCAAUAGGAAUUCUUUAUAAAAUUUUUCAUAUUUACUUAUUUUUUACUUUAUUUUAAAGAAUAUAGAGUAUAAAUCACAUCUUAUUUAAACAAAAUUAGCACUUUGAUCGAUAAAUUUUCUAAAAUUUUGUUUUUUAAUUGUUUUUAUCAAUAAAAAUAAUAAUUUUUGUGUAAAUAAUUUUGAUACCAAUUAAUAGUGGCGUAUUAACUAAUAAUGAAAAUUUAGUUAUAUCUUGCUUUGUUUUAAAGGUUAAAGAGUAAAUAGCAUUUUAUUAAGCAAAUUUAUUGAUCUAAUUCGAUAAGUUUUUGAAUUUUUUUUUUUUUUAAAUUUUUAUAAAAAAAUUUUAUAUUGAUAUUUUUUUUUAAAAAAAAAAAUUAACCCCCUUUAAAUUGGAACAAAAUUUUUGUUCCAAUUUAAAGGGUGGGGAGUGAGAAUUAGGAAUGCAAGCCUUGACCAAGAAGUAAAAGUACUGCAAAAUAAGCUCCUGGGCAGUAAUGAGCAGUUUUCGAGGCUUGCAAAUGGAAACCGAGGCACUGGAAUUCAAGAAAGGCUGCUGAAUGAAAUCGAGUACUUGAAAGGAGCUCCUGUGAGUCAGUCUAGGCCUGGGAGUGGAAAUUAUGACAUAGAUGUCCUUCGGAAAGAAAGAAAUCAGCUGAGAGAAGAAAAUAGAAGACUCAAUCAAGAGUUAAGGGAAAGCCGAGCUAGAGGCAGCAAUCAAGGAGUCCCUUCAAACGACCAGUCUUUGUAUGGAGAAAUAGAAAGACUGAGGAAAAAACUGAUGGAGUAUGAGCAGGGAUCGUCAAGCCCAGCGAAUGGCUCGCAGCCCAAAAAUCUUCAGAUGAAAGUUUCCUAUCUUGAAGACGUGCUCAGAAAGCUGGAAAAGGAAAGAAGCGAAUUGAGUAUCAGAGCUACUAUGGCUGAAGAGCAGCUAAAGAAUUUGAAUGAGCAUAUGAACUCUUCAAUACAGAACUACCAGAGAAAGAUCGGAGAACUCAAAAAUAUCAUCCAGCAAAUGAAGGGUGGGAGAGCCAAUGACUCGAGAAUGGGGGAGCUUAAUUUUUAA
Molecule: messenger RNA, 4272 nt
Organism: Blepharisma stoltei
Lineage: Eukaryota; Ciliophora; Heterotrichea; Heterotrichida; Blepharismidae
Source: the annotation of a GenBank genome assembly